Messenger RNA from Coregonus clupeaformis (lake whitefish), 4391 nucleotides. RefSeq names its product basic proline-rich protein-like. NCBI's taxonomy places the organism in Eukaryota, Metazoa, Chordata, Actinopteri, Salmoniformes, Salmonidae. The transcript has 8 exons. Gene Ontology annotation, cellular component: egg coat. Bases 1 to 3504 code for a protein of 1167 amino acids. Gene Ontology annotation, biological process: prevention of polyspermy; binding of sperm to zona pellucida. Gene Ontology annotation, molecular function: structural constituent of egg coat; acrosin binding. The record is from RefSeq and is a predicted model, not a curated record.
AUGGCAGUGAGGUUGUGUUCCUUUGGGUUUGUGCUGUUGGUAGUGUUUGCACAUUAUGCUGAUGCACAGCCUAACUGGAGAUUUCCUCCAUACGACAACCCCCAACCCCAAGUUACAGCCUCUAAGCCUAGGCAGCCCCAGUGGCCAGAGCCCCAGUGGCCACAACAGCAGACUCCCCAGUGGCCAAAGCUGCAGAAUCCCCAGUGGCCACAGCUGCAGACUCCCCAGAGACCAGAGCCCCAGGGGCCACAGCUGCAGACUCCCCAGGGACCCCAGCUGCUGACUCCCAAGACACCAGAGCCCCAGGGGCCACAACAGCAAACUCCCCAGAGGCCAGAGCCCCAGAGGCCACAACAGCAGACUCCUCAGAGACCAGAGCCCCAGGGGCCACAGCUGCAGACUCCCCACAGCCCCGAGCUCCAGUGGACACAGCCCCAGGGACCACAGCUGCAGAAUCCCCAGUGGCCACAGCUGCAGAAUCCCCAGAGACCAGAGCCCCAGGGGCCACAGCUGCAGAAUCCCCAGAGCCCAGAGCGCCAGGGGCCACAGCUGCAGACUCCCCAGGGACCACAGCUGCUGACUCCCCAGAGACCAGAGCUGCAGAAUCCCCAGAGACCAGAGCCCCAGAGGCCACAGCUGCAGACUCCCCAGAGACCAGAGCCCCAGGGGCCACAGCUGCAGACUCCCCAGGGACCCCAGCUGCUGACUCCCAAGACACCAGAGCCCCAGGGGCCACAACAGCAAACUCCCCAGAGGCCAGAGCCCCAGAGGCCACAACAGCAGACUCCUCAGAGACCAGAGCCCCAGGGGCCACAGCUGCAGACUCCCCACAGCCCCGAGCUCCAGUGGACACAGCCCCAGGGACCACAGCUGCAGAAUCCCCAGUGGCCACAGCUGCAGAAUCCCCAGAGACCAGAGCCCCAGGGGCCACAGCUGCAGAAUCCCCAGAGCCCAGAGCGCCAGGGGCCACAGCUGCAGACUCCCCAGGGACCACAGCUGCUGACUCCCCAGAGACCAGAGCUGCAGAAUCCCCAGAGACCAGAGCCCCAGAGGCCACAGCUGCAGAAUCCCCAGAGACCAGAGCCCCAGGGGCCACAGCUGCAGACUCCCCAGGGGCCACAGCUACAGACUCCCCAGAGACCAGAGCUCCAGGGGCCACAGCUGCAGACUCCCCAGAGACCAGAGCCCCAGGGGCCACAGCUGCAGACUCCCCAGAGACCAGAGCUCCAGGGGCCACAGCUGCAGACUCCCCAGAGACCGGCGCCCCAGGGGCCACAGCUGCAGACUCCCCAGAGGCCACAACUGCUAACUCCCCAGAGACCAGAGACCCAAGGGCCACAGCUGCAGAUUCCCCAGAGACCAGAGCCCCAGGGGCCACAGCUGCAGACUCCCCAGAGACCAGAGCCCCAGGGGGCACAGCUGCAGACUCUCCAGUGGCCAAAGCUGCAGAAUCCCCAGUGCCCACAGCUGCAGACUCCCCAGAGACCAGAGCCCCAGGGGCCACAGCUGCAGACUCCCCAGGGACCACAGCUGCUGACUCCCAAGACACCAGAGCCCCAGGGGCCACAACAGCAAACUCCCCAGAGGCCACAACAGCAGACUCCUCAGAGACCAGAGCCCCAGGGGCCACAGCUGCAGACUCCCCACAGCCCCGAGCUCCAGUGGACACAGCCCCAGGGACCACAGCUGCAGAAUCCCCAGUGGCCACAGCUGCAGAAUCCCCAGAGACCAGAGCCCCAGGGACCACAGCUGCAGAAUCCCCAGUGGCCACAGCUGCAGAAUCCCCAGAGACCAGAGCCCCAGGGGGCACAGCUGCAGAAUCCCCAGAGCCCAGAGCGCCAGGGGCCACAGCUGCAGACUCCCCAGGGACCACAGCUGCUGACUCCCCAGAGACCAGAGCUGCAGAAUCCCCAGACACCAGAGCCCCAGGGGCCACAGCUGCAGAAUCCCCAGAGACCAGAGCCCCAGGGGCCACAGCUGCAGACUCCCCAGAGACCAGAGCCCCAGGGGCCAAAGCUGCAGACUCCCCAGAGACCAGAGCCCCAGGGGCCACAGCUGCAGACUCCCCAGAGACCAGAGCCCCAGGGGCCACAGCUGCAGACUCCCCAGAGACCAGAGCCCCAGGGGCCACAGCUGCAGACUCCCCAGAGACCAGAGCUCCAGGGGCCACAGCUGCAGACUCCCCAGAGACCGGCGCCCCAGGGGCCACAGCUGCAGACUCCCCACAGGCCACAACUGCUAACUCCCCAGAGACCAGAGACCCAAGGGCCACAGCUGCAGACUCCCCAGAGACCGGCGCCCCAGGGGCCACAGCUGCUGACUCCCCAGAGGCCAGCAGUAACUAAAACUCCAGAUCGGCGAUGCCAAGUAGAGGCUAAGGAUACAGUGCAAUGUGGAACGCCUAAAAUUACUCCUGCUCAAUGUGAGGCUAUCGACUGCUGCUUCAAUGGACAGCAGUGUUACUAUGGGAAGGCAGUGACUGUGCAGUGUACCAUGGAUGCUCAGUUUGUUGUGGUGGUGGCCAGGGAUGCCACUUGGCCCAAAAUAGACAUUGAUACCAUCAUUCUGCUGGGGGGAAACAACGGCCCCUGCAGUCCUGUUGGCAUCACUUCAGCCUUUGCCAUAUACCAGUUCCCUAUCACUGCCUGUGGCACCACUCUGAAGGAGGAAAAUGGAUAUAUGGUUUAUGAGAACAGGAUGGCGUCUUCCUAUGAAGUGGGGAUCGUACCCCGAGGCGCCAUCACCAGAGACAGCCAAUUUGAGCUGCUGUUCCAGUGUAUGUACUCUGCCACUGCGGUGAAGGCUCUGGUUAUUGAGGUGAACACUGUUCUUGCACCCGCUCCGGUUGCUGUUCUGGGACCGCUCAGAGUGGAACUCAGACUGGCCAAAGGAAGAUGUGACACCAAUGCAUGUAAAGAUGAGUCCAGAGCCUUCACAUCGUUUUACACUGCGGAAGACUACCCUCUCACUAAAGUCCUGAGGCAACCUGUGUACGUUGAGGUGCGCAUCCUGGAGAGGAAGGAUCCCAACCUGGUCCUGAUGCUGGAGCACUGCUGGACCACAUCUGACCCCAGCCCUGUCAGCAUGCCCCAGUGGGACCUCCUCAUUGAAAAAUGUUCCUACCAGAAUGAUAAGUACCAGACCACCAUGGUCCCCGUGGAACUCUCCUCUGGCCUUCUGUACCCCAGCCACCACAAACGCUUCACCCUUAAGAUGUUCACCUUUGUGGAUCACACUCGGGCUCCCCGCAAAGACACGGUAAUUUGCUACCUUUAUUCAUACCUGUUCGAUUUACUUUAUGCCGUACUCUCUUGCCAGAUUUUCAUCCACUGUAGGGUAUCUUUGUGCUACCCUACUCCAGGUGACUCCUGUGAACCAAAAUGCAACAGACAAAGAAGAGAUGUUGCUGCUGCUGCUUGGAGGAAGACCAGGCAGACUGCUGUGGUCUCCAGUGGAGAAGUGGUCCUGGUUGACAAAAAGCCUGCCUACCCUUCAAACGACUAAUACUAGCUACAGUUUGUAGCUGGGUAUGAAAUGAUGUAUUCCAUACCCGUUACAGCGGAGCUAGUGAAAAGCACUGGCAGUACUUUUUCUAUGAACCUUUACUUGGCGAUAUUUUCUUCGUUCUUGUCUCUUAUAAACGUCCAUGUCCAGUUGCAGGAGGUACUCCAAAAACCAGGGAAUAUUUAGAACGAUAUUAAACUCACUUUUUGCACCGAGUGAGAAGUUCCCUCGCCUUGUAUUUCCCAACAUCUUUGCAGGAACUACUCGUUUCCAUGCGACACGGCUGCAGCCACGCGUACAAGUAGACGACAGCGCGUCACACCGUGCGACCAAAACAAAGAUCUACACACAUGCAAGCGGCAUUUCUCACUCGAUACAAACAGUGGAUUUAAUACUUUAAGGAACUUUUUUUUUUUUUUCGUCUGCAACUGGACACGGAAGUUUAUAAGACACUGGAACCUUCCGAAUCGAGAAUGAAUAAAGUAUCGCAAAGUAACGGUUAGUCUAAAAUAUCCUGAUUAUGGCUAAACAGCAGUUUAGGCACAACCUCAGACACAAGCUUUAACUAUGCCGCUGAGUUUCGUGUUUACAUGGCUAUAACAAAACAUGGGUUCCUGAUUUCGCUACGUAUUUAUUGUUUCUAAUAAACAGUUGUACCACAAAGUUGGCAAUUCAUAAACAUUUUCCUUUUUACUUAUUUGUGCAUAGUAAAACCUACUCUCUCGCCACAGAAAUGUGGAUAUAGGAUCUGUAAAUCUUGUUGAGUUUGUUUUGUGAAGGCAUUGUCUAAUUCCUGGAACACGUUGAUAGCAGUGGUCAAGGUUGUGUAGAGGUAUCAUUCUAUGACAGGCCUCUACAACCCUGUUCCUGGAGAGCCACCCUCCUGU